AUGGGUAUGAAAUACGUCGCAGCUUACUUACUUUGUGUUUCCUCUGGAAAGGAACAACCAACUGCUAAUGAUAUCAAGAAAGUUUUGGAAUCAGUAGGUAUCGAAUUUGACCAAUCUAUUGUUGAUGUCCUGAUCUCCAACAUGAGUGGAAAGCUCAGCCACGAAGUCAUUGCUUCUGGUUUGUCUAAGCUCCAAUCUGUUCCAACUGGUGGUGUUGCAGUUUCCGGUGGUGCAGCAGCAGCAGCAUCUGGUGGUGCAGCAGCUGAAUCUGCUCCAGCUGAUAAGAAGAAGGAAGAGGAAGAGGAAGAAGAAGGUGACCUAGGUUUCUCAUUGUUCGACUAA
Cryptosporidium ubiquitum is the source of this 342-nucleotide messenger RNA. RefSeq names its product acidic ribosomal protein P2. The record is from RefSeq and is a predicted model, not a curated record. Gene Ontology annotation, cellular component: cytosolic large ribosomal subunit; ribosome. The transcript has a single exon. Gene Ontology annotation, biological process: cytoplasmic translational elongation; translation. Bases 1 to 342 code for a protein of 113 amino acids. Gene Ontology annotation, molecular function: structural constituent of ribosome. Lineage: Eukaryota; Apicomplexa; Conoidasida; Eucoccidiorida; Cryptosporidiidae.